Phalaenopsis equestris is the source of this 1623-nucleotide messenger RNA. Its product is annotated as chaperone protein ClpB1-like. Lineage: Eukaryota; Viridiplantae; Streptophyta; Magnoliopsida; Asparagales; Orchidaceae. Gene Ontology annotation, cellular component: cytoplasm. Gene Ontology annotation, molecular function: ATP binding; ATP hydrolysis activity. Gene Ontology annotation, biological process: cellular response to heat. The record is from RefSeq and is a predicted model, not a curated record.
AUGAAUCCAGACAAUUUCAUUCACAAUACCAGCGAGGCCAUCGCCAACGCCUCCGGAGCCGGCUUUCAAGAAGGCCCCCCCCCCCAGCAUCCUCCUCCAGAUGAGAUUCCCGCAUCUACUUCAGGUGAUACUAAUUUCCAAGCGCUCAAGACCUAUGGCCACGACCUUAUCGAACAGGCCGGGAAGAUAGAUCCGGUGAUCGGCCGGGAUGAAGAAAUUCGAAGUGUUCUUUGCAUUCUAUCUCGGCGGACUAAUAGCAACCCUGUUCUCAUCGGCAAGGCCGGAGUCGGCAAGACAGCAGUUUUCGAGGGUUUGGCUCAGAGAAUCGCGAGAGGUGAUGUCCCGAGUACUCUUUCCUACGUGAGGCUCAUCUCUCUCGAUAUGGAUGUGUUGAUGGCCGGAUCAAAGUACUGGGGAGAGUUUGAAGAAAGAUUAAAGGCCGUCCUUAAGGAAGUUGAAGAUGCGGCAGGAAAGGUUGUUCUAUUUAUUGAUGAAAUCCAUUGUUCUUGUGUUCUUGGCGCUGGUAGGUUGGAGGGUUCCAUGAAUGCUGCGUAUUUGUUUGAACCAUUGUUUGCAACGGGACAGUUGCGAUGCAUUGGAGCUACAACACUGAAAAAAUACAGAAAGUUUGUUGAAAAGGAUGCAGUCUUCAAGAGAAGAUUCCAGCAAGUUUAUGUGGCUGUGCCCAGUGUUGCAGACACAAUUAGCAUUCUCUGUGGGUUGAAGGAGAGGUAUGAGGGCUAUCAUUUGGUUAGAAUUCAACAUCGGGCUCUUGUUGUUGCUGCAGAACUUUCUGCAAGAUACAUAAAUGGACGCCAUUUGCCAGACAAGGCAGUUGAUCUGGUGGAUGAGGCUUGUGCUAAUGUGAGGAUUCAACAUGACAGACGACCUGAGGAGAUUGCUAAUAUGGCGAGGAGAAGGAUUCAACUUGAAGUUGAGAUGGAUGCUCCUGAAAAGGAGAAGGAUAAAGCUAGCAAAUCUCGACAUACUGACGUUAGAAAGGAAUUGGAUGAUUUGAGGAACAAGCUGCAACAUUUGGAGAUGAGAGACAAAAUGGAGAAGGAAAUAUUAGAUGAACUCCGAAGGGUGAAGCUGAAGCGUGAAGAACUAUUGCCAGCAUUGCAAGAAGUCGAAAGUAGGAUGAAUUCAAGGCAUGUUGCUGUUCUCCAAUAUGGAGCUCUUCAAGAGAUAGACGCCGCCAAUGCCCAACUAGAAGGAAAAACCGGUGGUGAGAACAUCAUGCUCCUCGAAAACGUAGGCCCUGAUCAAAUAGCUGAGGUGAUCAGCCGAUGGACGGGGAUUCCGGUAAUAAUGUUUGGCCAGAACAAGAAGGAAAGGCUCAUAGGUCUUGCCGAGAGGCUUCAUAAAAGAGUUGUCGGACAGGAUCAAGCAGUCGAUGCAGUUGCAGAGGUUGUUCUGAGGUCAAGAGCAGGUUUUGAUUGGCCUCGACAACCCACUAAUUCAUUCCUCUUCCUUGGUCCAACUGGUGUCGGAAAGAUGGAGCUUGCUAAGGCCCUCGCAGAACAAUUGUUUGAUGAUGAAACCCUUAUUGUUCGAAUUGACAUGUCCAUGUACAUGGAGGAGCAUUCUAUAGCCCAACUAAUUGGCGCUCCACCAGCGUAA